AUGGAGAACUCCGAAGCAGCCGAGAUCCUCGCGAAGCAGCGCAUCUACCGCCCCGUCUCCCCCCACCUGGCUAUCUACAAGCCGCAAAUCACCUGGUACGCCUCGUCGCUCAACCGCAUCACGGGAAUUACCCUCUCCGGCUCCCUCUACCUCUUCGGUAUCGCCUACCUGAUCGCCCCUUACACUGGAUGGCAUCUCGAGACACAGUCAAUGGUGGCGGCCGUUGCUGCAUGGCCCGCGGCUGUGAAGAUGGGAGUGAAGGCCUUCUUCGCUUUCCCGUUCUUCUUCCACAGCUUCAACGGCCUGAGGCAUUUGGCGUGGGACGUGGGUAUCGGAUUCAAGAACCAACAAGUCAUCCGAACCGGAUGGACCGCUGUCGGAUUGACGGUCGUCAUGGGUCUUUACUACACUUUCCUCGGAUAA
Molecule: messenger RNA, 423 nt
Organism: Alternaria incomplexa
Lineage: Eukaryota; Fungi; Ascomycota; Dothideomycetes; Pleosporales; Pleosporaceae
Exons: 2
Coding region: 1-423 (140 amino acids)
Biological process (GO): tricarboxylic acid cycle; mitochondrial electron transport, succinate to ubiquinone
Cellular component (GO): membrane
Molecular function (GO): succinate dehydrogenase activity; electron transfer activity
Source: RefSeq, a predicted model, not a curated record